Penicillium odoratum is the source of this 1518-nucleotide messenger RNA. RefSeq names its product amidohydrolase. Gene Ontology annotation, molecular function: hydrolase activity, acting on carbon-nitrogen (but not peptide) bonds. The transcript has 2 exons. The record is from RefSeq and is a predicted model, not a curated record. The annotation marks the transcript as partial. Lineage: Eukaryota; Fungi; Ascomycota; Eurotiomycetes; Eurotiales; Aspergillaceae.
AUGGCUGUGACCGAAGUUGCCUCUGCUCUUGGCUGCAAAUUGUUUCAUGGCGCCACGAUAAUUACUGUCAACGAAAAACGCCAGGUAUUCCGCAACGGCUAUAUUCGAAUUGACGGGGAUCGUAUCACAGCGAUCGGAAAAUGCCCAUAUCCCGACACUCUGCCCAUUGGGGCGCGUGAAAUUGACUGUUCCGGCAAGAUCAUUAUUCCUGGGCUCAUUAACACACACGCUCAUCUUGUCCAGUCCGUGCUUCGGGGCUUGGCGGAAGAUUUACCGCUGCACAACUGGUUAUGCGAUGCGAUAUGGCCCUUAGAGGCGGUUUUCGAGCACAACGACGGUGUCCAUGCUGCAAAUCUCACUAUGAUGGAAAUGCUCAAGACCGGAACAACCUGCUUUCUUGAUCCCAUGUUGACAUAUCGGGCUGGAUUUGAUCAGAUCUGCAAAGCCAUGGGACAAAUGGGGAUUAGAGGAUGCUUGGGGAAAUUGGUCAAGUUCACGGAAACCAAUCGCCAACUGUCAAUUUCGGAUCCGAGAGACCGAGACCUGCUUGCAAUGUCAAUUCCUGAACUCGUUAAAGCACACAAGACACACCACGGUAGUCAUGAUGGUAGAACUCAUGUCUGGGCUGCGGCAGGUACACCUCGCGGUGCACCAAUUUCUCAAUAUCUCGAGCUGGGAGAAACAUGUGCUGCGCAUGGUAUAUCCGCUACGAUGCACUGUGCUGAAGCUCCCAGAGAUCGGGAUAUUUAUCACGAUUCAUACGACUGCAGUGCCAUGGAGUUCAUCCGGGAUGCAAAGCUCUGUCCACAAGGCGAUGAAUCAGCGGAAAAUCAAGGAAAACAUAAUCUCGUUCUGGCACACAUGGUGAACCUUGACGAAGCAAUUGAUAUCCCUUUAUUGGCCACGACGCGGACUUCGGUGGCUCAUAACCCAACCUCAAAUCUCAAGCUAGCCUCUGGGGUAGCACCUGUUCCAGCUAUGCUUGCGCAUGAUCCUCCUGUCAAUGUCUCUUUGGGAACAGACGGGGCUCCUUGCUCGAAUCAUUAUGACAUGUUCCAGGAGAUGCACCUGGCUGGCAUACUUCACAAAGGGGUGAACCACGAUGCAAGUCUGAUCCCGGCGGAGACCGCUCUCGAGAUGGCGACACUCAACGGCGCUAAGGCUUUGGGAUUAGAAGCCGAUAUUGGCAGUCUUGAAGUAGGGAAGAAGGCGGAUAUUGUGGUGCUCGAUCCAUAUGGCCGCGGAGGGGUUGGAGCCGCACCUUGGAGUGCCGACACUCCGAGUUACGGGAUCAGCAUUGUUACAACUGUUGUUCAUGGUUGCACCGGUCAUGAUGUAGACAUUACAGUGGUGAAUGGUGAAAUUCUCGUUGAGGGUGGGGAACUGGCGAAGGGUGGGAAAGAGAGAGAGAUGGCCAUUGUGGGCCAAGCACAGCUGGCCAUCCAGGGAAUUUUGACUCGGUGUAACAGUGAACGUGAAGAAGAUUCUAAAAUUGGUGGAAAACUUGCGAAUGGUUGG